Rhododendron vialii is the source of this 1076-nucleotide messenger RNA. RefSeq names its product vacuolar iron transporter 1. The transcript is spliced from 4 exons. Gene Ontology annotation, cellular component: vacuolar membrane. The record is from RefSeq and is a predicted model, not a curated record. Gene Ontology annotation, molecular function: iron ion transmembrane transporter activity; manganese ion transmembrane transporter activity. Gene Ontology annotation, biological process: intracellular manganese ion homeostasis. The coding region runs from base 112 to 852 and encodes 246 amino acids. Lineage: Eukaryota; Viridiplantae; Streptophyta; Magnoliopsida; Ericales; Ericaceae.
UAUAUAUACAUCCAUCCAUUCCAUUUGAGAGAGAGAGAGAGAAAGAAAGAGAGAGGCACUACCGCUUUAGAGAUUAAUAAGUAUUUACACUUUGAACGGUUGCUAAUCGUAAUGGCGGAAAACGGGAGCAGUACCACAACAGAAUCCGAAAAGUUGCUUCUGAACCACCACACCGAGAAGCACUUCACCGCCGGCGAGAUCGUCCGCGACAUCAUCAUCGGCGUCUCCGACGGCCUCACCGUCCCCUUCGCCCUCGCCGCCGGACUCUCUGGCGCCAAUGCCCCCUCCUCCAUCGUCCUCACCGCCGGCAUCGCCGAAGUCGCCGCCGGCGCCAUCUCCAUGGGUCUCGGCGGGUAUUUGGCGGCAAAGAGCGAAGCAGAUCAUUACAUGAGGGAACUGAAGAGAGAGCAGGAAGAGAUCAUCGCCGUCCCUGAUACUGAGGCGGCGGAGGUAGCAGAGAUACUGUCGGAAUACGGGAUAGAGCCGCAUGAGUAUAGGCCGGUGGUGAAUGCUCUGAGGAAGAACCCACAGGCAUGGCUUGAUUUUAUGAUGAAGUUUGAGCUGGGUCUGGAGAAACCCGAUCCAAGGAGAGCAGUUCACAGCGCGCUCACCAUUGCCUUUGCAUACAUCAUCGGCGGAAUAGUCCCCCUUAUUCCGUACAUGUUCAUUCCAAAGGCAACAAAAGCCGUGGUCGCAUCAGUUAUCGUAACUUUAAUCGCCUUGCUAAUAUUUGGGUAUGCUAAGGGUCACUUCACUGGAAAUCAACCCAUUAAAAGCGCUUUGCAAACCGCUCUGAUCGGAGCAAUUGCUUCAGCAGCUGCUUUUGGCAUGGCUAAGGCUGUCCAAGGAUAGAACUCCAAAGGGUUGAAGGAUUUUGUUGGGUAGAUUUCUGGUCAUUUUCAUGUUCAACCGCCGGGUCAAGGGUAACUUUCUUGCUAGAUGAAGGAACUGAUUGGGUUCAUUGGAAAGGGUGUAGUAACGGUUUUACUGAGAAUAAAACAGCUCUGUCAGCAGAGUUUUUCUAGCUUGUACAACUUCAUGCUUGAAAAUAGCUUCAGUGCUUGUUCUUCUCUAUA